Danio rerio (zebrafish) is the source of this 2284-nucleotide messenger RNA. The record is from RefSeq and is a predicted model, not a curated record. Lineage: Eukaryota; Metazoa; Chordata; Actinopteri; Cypriniformes; Danionidae.
ACUUUACAGAGUUGUAGACAAGCAGCUUGUCACACUGAAACGGCACAUAUUAUGCUGAGAGAGUCAAACAGUUAUCAAAAUGGACCAGAGGUUGUUACUGAGAGUCAUCAUCGCUGAAGAUGAUAUAAGGAAGUUGACUUUAAAUAAGAGACCACAGUCCAUUGAAGAAUUCAAAGUGCAACUGGUGGAUAAACUGUCACUGCAGUAUGACUUUAAACUGCAGUAUGAAGAUCAAGACUUCAAUAAUGCCCUCUGCAAUUUGACUGAAAUAACUGAUUUACCUGAAAGAGCUACAGUCAAAAUCAUCCCUCUUGUGGCUCUCCAUUUAACAGCAUUGUCAUCACCCACCACAACAUCAGACACUGAGGGCAGCACAGCAGACACUGAGAUCCUGUCGCCUGUAGGAGCAUCACCAUCGCUAAGACAACAGUGGCCAGAGUUCUUUGACAUACCCAAUUUCUCAGUAGAUGUUGAGUAUAGGCUCAGACAGGCAGAUCUUGCCUAUAUGAAAGAUGAAACACAUAUGACUCUACCACGAGAUAUGAAGCAUGACAUACUAGAAAAGCUUGCUGAGACGAUGUACAGUUUCAAGGCUUACCCUGACGAUGAUAACUUCAGCAGUGUUGCAAAAGCACUGAUUAGCAAACACCCCUGCCUCACUGAGCCUGGACCACACAGAUGGUAUGGCUGGAAAAAUAGCCUUAAAUUUAAGAUGGCCAAUUAUCGCACAAAGCUUCGAAAAGCUGGAUGUGAGGAUGUAGCAAUCAAUGGAGGCAAAAGAAGUAAAGGCAACCCAGAGGGAGAUUCCUCAAGCAAGAAUAUCAAGCGGCCAAGAAGAGGUGAAGCAAACUACCUGCCUAACUUACCUGAAGGACAUGAUGAAACAAGUCUAGAAAAUGCCAGAAUGGUUUUAGUGGAAGAAAUAAAGAAAAAACAACCAAAUGGCACUCUCAUUUCACAAAUGAUGGACCAAUCAUUCCCACUACGCAGACAAGAAAUUGUAAAAAAGGUGCCUGCUGUACAGAACAUGGUUGAACGAUGGCCAGCACUCUUCAUAGAGAGACAGGUGUUUGCUGAGUUUAAUAGAAUCGCCAGUAAGAAUCUUGAGGGAGACUUCUUUGAGGCUCUGGACCAGUAUGCCCCACGUUUCAUUGAACUUUUCAAAACAAAAAAGGGAACUGUUGGCCAGAAACUCAGGGAGCUGAUGCAGCACAUGAGCUGGAUGACACCAGACGUCACAGUACUUCGCUCUGUUGUCCUCAAAGGCAUUCCCAUUUUACUCGGUGAUGACUCCAGUGAAUUCUACAAGACCUGCUCUGAUACAGAGAGAGACAAGGUCCUAGAAUCCAUCACUGUUGGUGUGCUGACAGUUGUCAGUGAAGAUAAUCCUCACGAGGGUCAAAGCUCAGUGGACCUCCAGCCCAUCUCCACUGCCAUCAUUCUGGAGGGAGUUAUUGUCAUGGAUCAUAUUAAAAACUUGCCUCAGGCAGUUUGUCUUUUGUUUGGUCUUACAUAUGCAUUGCAUUUGGAUUACCCAAAAUGCAUGGCAAAUACUCUCAACUUCAUUCAGACUGUGAUGCUUGGACUGGGAAAGAAAAACCUCCCACCAAAACUGUUAACUCUGAAGAACAGUCUUCUGGGUUAGAACAGUAAAGAGCCGUCGGCUGUCAGAUAGCACUUUGUAAGCUUUGCAGCCAUUAAUGUUCUCCUCUUAUCAGAGAAAGUUUGAUGCUUUCAUGCAACUGUUCUCACUUAUUUACGUUCUCAAAGGAAAAAAAAAGAAUAUUCCAUUAAAGUCUACCAUGUUAUGAAGGUAUGCUAAUGGUGGAAAUAAUGCCACGUUGUGUUGCAAUGAGUUGUUAGUUGUUUUUAGAUGAUAAUGUCAGAAAAUAACCUAGCAAGGUUAUCCUGUUUACAUUUGUGUUUUGGGAAAACUUUUCAUAGUUGUAAUGUAGUACAAACACAAACUCCAAGGAGUGAUGUUUUUAUUUGUGUUGGUUUAAUCCUUUGACUGCUCACUUUGGGAAACAAAAGCAUUUGUUGUACUUUCGGUUUUGAUCAGAAAUGCACUGAUUUUGCAUGCACUGAAGUCAUCCAGUAGUUACCUGUUUAAUAUUGGGAGACUGUUACAUGCAUAGAAUUAUCUCACAGAAAUGUUUUUAUUUAAUUAUUUUAUAUUUUUCCUUUUCAUUUUAUACAGUUGAACAAACCACAACUUUGUUGUUUAGCUGCUGUUUUGUACUUGAAUGUGCAUUGAAUAAAUUUUGUAAUGGAGCUGAAUCAA